Messenger RNA from Drosophila novamexicana, 1317 nucleotides. It is a transcript of the gene bam, whose product is annotated as protein bag-of-marbles. The coding region runs from base 1 to 1317 and encodes 438 amino acids. Lineage: Eukaryota; Metazoa; Arthropoda; Insecta; Diptera; Drosophilidae. The record is from RefSeq and is a predicted model, not a curated record. The transcript is spliced from 3 exons.
AUGAAUUUGAAUGUGGUAAACGCCGAAGAUCAACAGCUAUACAAUAACUUGCAGCUAUUAAAUUCGCAACUAUGCUCAUUGGUGGAUGACAAAGAGUCGCGUCCCGUACAGUUAACGAACUGCAAGAGAAGCGGCGCUGGAAGCGUCUUGCAAGAACUCAAUCAAGUGGUAUGCGACUUGACAUUAGAUUCGAAUGCGCCACAAUUUGAGUUUCACGGAUUUGGAUGCGUUCAGUCUUUGGGUAUGCCCAAGCGUCUGCUCUACUCAAACGACGGCACCGUCAAAAAGGAGCCGAAAUCAAACGCGGAAUGCAGCGUUCAAGGUCAUUUUGGUGCGCGCCAAAACAAAAGGCAAGCGCAGAAGGAGAACUUGGGCCAUCAGGAGGAGUGUGGCGCACUUGCCAUCGAGCAAUCUGUUGAGCUGUUGGGCAAUUGCAACGAACGUAAUCUUCUGCUGCGUUUGAUGGAUUUAUUUAAGUCGAUGCAUGAGCACAUUAAUUCAGAAUUACCAAGUCAUCAGCUAAACUCGAUGCCAUCCGAUUAUGUUUUCGACUUGCCCACAAAGCAAUCAAUGCCCAAAGGCUACAAUAUACGCCAUCAAGUACAGGUGCUGUGCACCAAAUUGGAGCGCUUUAUUGCACGCCAGCGUCGCAUCCUGGAGACCAAUCGCCACUUUGACUACACCAAGUAUACUGAAUGUGAUGGGCUACUCAAUAGCGCCUCGGAUGGGCAUCAGGCUCUCAAGCAGUUCACAAAUGUGGAUCUGCGUCAACGCAAUUUUCAGUUCAUCAGCCGUUUGGCUAAUGACAAUGCUGUUCUGCUGGAAAUGCUGCUGCUUAAUCUGCGCGAACGUAUCAAAUCUGCUCAUAUUCACGUAUACGUUUUUAAUUGGGAAAUGGAUAUUGAGCAUCGUUAUUCUGCGUCCAUGACAGCUCGUCUCGAGGAGACGAAUAAUAGAGCUUUGGCAUUGGCUGUUGCUGACAUUCUGGCAAGUCAGCCACGUCAAUUUAGCUUUGAGGAACAGCUAAUUGCUAAACACUAUCAGCUGGAUAACGUUGUCAGCUGCGCCAAGGAAAACGAGGACUUUCUAACAGCACUGCUGCAAUCGCCCGAGAACUACUUUCCACCAGAGAUCAUUGCCUUGUGCGAGCCUCCCAAGAAUGUCAGCAAGCUGACGCCAAUAGCACCUGUCUCUGCCUAUGAUGCUGUAGAUAGUUUGGAGCAUUUAGUCUUAGGUGGCGAUAUUCUCGAAGUGGCGCCAUCAUCACCGCCAAGAGUCAGUCAUCGCUCCCAUAUCCCAAAGUGUAACAGAGGUUAG